UUUUGUUUGCUCAUUUGGCCGCAGCGCGCGCGCAGGUCAAGCCGAAUUCAUAAACUAUAAGCGUAGAAAUCUUAAGUUUUCUUAUUAGCUCCUAAUUAUAAACAAACCUAAAUGUAAACUAUAAACGAGUGUACGAAAAAUAUGCUAAAAUAACGCAAUAAUGGUGAAUUAGAGAGAAAUAUCAAAAUGUUUCGAUUAAGAAAAAAAUCAACAGUGUCAGUGAUUUUAAUUUUAGUUUUUCAAAAUCUUUUUAUCAAAAGUGAUAUAUUAUUUUAUUUACUAUGGUGCAUUGUUAUACUAAGAUUAUUGAUGCAUCUGCUAACAUACGAUUAUGACUAUUGGGAAAAGCGAGGAAUAUUUUCACCCCCGGCAUUGCCUUUCGUCGGACAUAUAGCAACUGUGGCUACUAUGAAGGAACAAGGCGGCAUGUGUUUUAAGAGGAUUUAUGAUGAACAUAAAGAGAAACGAUUUUUUGGUACCCACCAGUUCUACCAAAGAACUUUAGUUGUCUGUGACCCAGAUAUAAUCAAACGUAUGUGUUGCAACGAUUUCUACCACUUCACGGAUAGAGGGUUCUUUUUCAACAAGUAUACGGACCCUUUGGCUGAAUCCGUACUUUUUUUGCGAGGAAGCGAAUGGAAAAGGUUACGAGCAAAGAUAUCACCCAUUUUCUCACCAAAUAAACUUCGAGGAAUGUUUCCUAUUUUAGAGAACACGGCUAAUGAAUUCGUUGAGCGAGUAAGAAAACUGACUAAACAAGAUAACAUUGAACAUAAUGAAAAUCAAAACACAAAUUCAAGUAAUAAAACUAAAGAAGUAAUCGAUGGUAACAAUAACUCAACUAUUGAGGAUUUAAUAAAUUUAAAUGGCGAUAUAAAAGGAAUAGAACAGAAGAAGACAACAAAGAGUUCACGUUCGAGUGAGGAUAAUAAAAUAAUUAAUACCAAAAAAAACCGUAUAAAAGUGGAUGCAGAGAAAUUAGUAGGAGGAUACACGGCCGAUGCGAUCGUACCGUGUGCGUUCGGUCUUAAAAGCAAUGUCAUGUAUAAUUCAAAGGAUCCAUUCGCAGUAGCCUUGCACGCCUUUUAUGAAAUGAGCUGGUUUAAUAUUUUUGAAAAAACAAUGCGUCAAUUUUGGCCAGCGUUUGUGUUAUUUUUCAAAAUUCGCAUAAUCCCAAAGAAGACCCACGACUUCUUCUACAACAUUGUGACUAAGGUGUUGAGGGACAGGUCUAGUGGGGUACAGGAGAAGAGAGGAGAUUUCAUCGACAUGAUGAUGGCACUUCAGAGUGAUGAAAAGUGCGAUGAUGAAAAUGAUUAUAAAAUAACUGACAUGAUUAUAUCGGCCAACGCGUUCAUAAUUUUCCUCGGAGGUUUCGAGACAACCUCUUCCACUCUUGCUUUUCUCUUUCUUGAGCUCGCAGCGCACCCAGAAGUUCAAGAGAAGAUGCGAAAAGAGAUAAGAGAAGUUGUGGAGAGAAAUGGGGGACUCACGUAUGAGGCAUUGCAAGAUUUGACUUACAUGGAGAUGGUCAUUCAAGAGACAUUACGGUUGUACCCGCCAUUUCCGACUAUUCAGCGGAUGUGUACCAAAGACUACACAAUUCCAGAGACAAGCGCAGUUGUGGAACAGGGAACCAUAGUCUUAUUUCCCACACUUGGCGUACAGAGAGAUGAGCAGUAUUUUGAAAAUGCAUCUCAAUUCAUCCCGGAACGAUGGUCGGAAGGAAAGUCUGCUCCUCGACCUGGUGUCUACAUGCCCUUUGGGGAUGGACCUAGAUAUUGUAUUGGUAAAAGAUUUGCAAUAAUUCAAAUGAAGUGUUGCCUAGCGAGAUUGCUGCCCCAAAUUCUUAUUAAACCAGUUGGGGAUCACAUCCGCACCCAGCCGUUUAUUGCUGAUCCCUUAUGCCCCAUGACCCUACACCCCGCAGACUCGAGGGUCAUUAUUACAAGCUUAUGACAGUAUUAUGUAAAUUUUGUACAGAUACCGGCAAACUUGUUGAGCAUUAAACAAAGGAGUGGGGGAAAGUUUGCGCAUCGUAUUGUCAUCUGAUUUACCAAUCAUGAUAUGACACGUCACUCUCCCGCCCCCCUACCCUCCCAGUGACACCUAAAAAUCGCUUCUGCGCAGGCAAGGACAUUUGUUCAAGAUGUUUGCUGGUAUCAUUAACAUAUGUUAAUUGUAAAAUAUUGUGAAUCAAAUUUAGGUUUACAUUUUUUCGAUGAAGUUUGAAAUUGAUAGCUACGUUUUAUAGCUCAGUAUUUUAAAUCCUUAGGGCCUGUUUCACAAUGUAUGGAUAAAGUGCCAAAUAGCUAUGCAACACAUAAAUUAUUCGAAAGAUAAAAGUUCCGAAUAAGAUACUUGGCAUUUCAUGACAAAUAGCGCUAUCUGACAGUCGAAAACGCAAAAAUACUGUUUAUCCUACAAAUAAGUAACAAAUAGCUUAUUUGGAACUUAUCCGGACAUUGUGAAACAGGCCCUAAGUCUAAUAUAUCUGUUGAGUGACAGCCAUUUCUCUAAUUGACAUAAAUUUUCGACACUACAUUUUUCUUUGAGAUUAGUUUAAUUGACGACAUAGAUUUUUUUACUGUGUAUUAAGGGAAAUGUGCAAAGUGAAGAAAAUAAUAUAUUAGGUACGUUAAAAAUUUCGACGAGUCUGUCGUCGUUUUAAGUAUUUUUAAGAGUAAUUUUAUGAGUAAUAUAAGUACUGCGUUUUAGUUUGAUGGUUACCAAAUAAAUAUUUUUA
Messenger RNA from Pieris rapae (cabbage white), 2746 nucleotides. RefSeq names its product probable cytochrome P450 6a17. The transcript has 8 exons. Bases 187 to 1959 code for a protein of 590 amino acids. NCBI's taxonomy places the organism in Eukaryota, Metazoa, Arthropoda, Insecta, Lepidoptera, Pieridae. The record is from RefSeq and is a predicted model, not a curated record. Gene Ontology annotation, molecular function: monooxygenase activity; oxidoreductase activity, acting on paired donors, with incorporation or reduction of molecular oxygen; iron ion binding.